Messenger RNA from Entelurus aequoreus (snake pipefish), 3387 nucleotides. It is a transcript of the gene wsb1, whose product is annotated as WD repeat and SOCS box containing 1. The transcript is spliced from 9 exons. NCBI's taxonomy places the organism in Eukaryota, Metazoa, Chordata, Actinopteri, Syngnathiformes, Syngnathidae. The record is from RefSeq and is a predicted model, not a curated record. Bases 341 to 1624 code for a protein of 427 amino acids. Gene Ontology annotation, biological process: intracellular signal transduction. Gene Ontology annotation, molecular function: protein binding.
CCCGAAUGAAAACAGCUCGAUUUACUGUUAGAGGAAGCCAUUAAAAUUGUACACUGUGAUUUGAACUGCGGCACGUAAAACAGUUUAACUCGACAGAGUAUUACCGACCGUGUACUAUUGAAGUUCAGUUCAUGAUUCAAGAAAAGAAGAUAUCGUGAGAUACAAGUGAAGGUUCUGCAAAGACUGUUUUUGCACAUAGGACGCGCAGGGAUCUUUUCUGACGAUAGCAGACAUUGAAAGUGGGGAAACGGCGCUGUCUACAUCCGCACAUCGCUCUACAAUUAAUCCGUGUUCUUCCGUCGGUGCUUGGCUUUACUUCUUGGCCUCUGCUUUUAUUUAGAUGGCAAGCUUCCCAGACAGUAUAUACGAAAAUGAUAUAGGUAAGGCUAAGUUCAUUGGUGAACUCCUGGUGCCUGCGGCUCCUUUUGACCAGAAGUCGGGGCGUGAGGCGUGGACCGUAGCCUUUGCUCCCAAUGGUUCUUACUUUGCUUGGUCUCAGGGGCAUCGUAUUGUCAAGCUUAUUCCCUGGACAAAAUGUCUGAAAAAUUUUUCUUUGGGCCAGGCUGGGGAAGGCACCAAUGCUUUAAGCCCUCGACGCUUUUCCCGUCAGAACAGUGAUGGAAGCCAGUUAAUACAGACAGCUGGCGAUCCCCGAGAGCACACAAUUGACUGCGGCGACAUUGUCUGGGGUUUGGCCUUCGGCUCAUCUGUGCCUGAGAAGCAGAGCCGCUGUGUUAACAUUGAAUGGCACCGGUUCAAAUUUGGCCAGGACCAGUUGUUGCUGGCAACUGGCCUCAACAAUGGUCGCAUUAAGAUCUGGGACGUUUACACUGGAAAACUGUUGCUGAAUCUGAUGGAUCAUUCUGAUGUAGUACGAGACUUGACCUUUGCUCCAGAUGGCAGCCUCAUGCUGGUCUCUGCAUCCAGAGACAAAACCCUCCGUGUGUGGGACCUCAAGGAUGACGGUAACAUGGUGAAAGUUUUGCGAGGUCAUCAGAACUGGGUCUACUGCAGCGCCUUUUCCCCCGACUCAUCCACUCUGUGUUCUGUUGGAACAGGCAAAGCUGUGUUCUUAUGGAACAUGGAUAAAUACACGUUGAUCAGAAAGUUGGAGGGGCACCACAAUGAUGUGGUGUGUUGUGAGUUUUCACCAGAUGGGGCACUUUUGGCCACUGCCUCCUAUGACACCCGGGUCAUUGUGUGGGACCACCACAAGGCCACCAUCCUUCUAGAGCUGGGCCACCUCUUUCCUCCUCCAUCACUGAUUUUUGCUGGGGGUUCAAACGACCGCUGGGUACGCUCUGUGAGCUUCUGCCCUGAUGGCCGCCACAUUGCGAGCAUUGCUGAUGACCGACUUGUCCGUUUUUGGAGUAUUGAAGAAAGAGCUCCACAGGCUAUCGCCUCUUUGUCGAACGGCCUUUGCUGUGCCUUUUCUCCCGAAGGGAGUGUCCUUGCUGCUGGGACUCGGGACGGCAGUGUGCACUUAUGGGAGUGUCCUCGUAGCACUGCCACGCUGCAGCACUUGUGCAGGAUGGCGCUCCGGCGGGUGAUUACCACGCAGCAGGUGGAGUCUUUGGCCAUUCCCACACCGCUUCGUGACUAUUUGUCUUACAAAAUCAUCUAAUUGUUUGUUAGCAAUUGCUGGGCCCCCUGCAUCACAGAAAAACACGUCACUUUGUCAGUGUAUUGUUUUUUUAAUUACCUCUUUUUGUAAGAUUUAUGAAGCCUAUAAAUAAUAAUUUGAUUUUAAUCAUGCUCAAAUGCCCAGCACACUGUCACAGAUGUUAUUUUGUAUAUAUUUAUUUUUGUAAUUGUAAAAAUGAUGGUGUGCUGGGGUUGCGCAAUCAAUUUCCCGAGGUCAACUUUCUUUUCUCCUCUUGUCUUAAAAUGUCUUUAUCAAUCACCUUUCAAGUAUUCAUCUCUUUAGGCUUUUUCUGAGACUAUAAUUCAUACAGUACACACACUUGAACAGUCUUAAUAUUUUCCUCUGACUUGAAAUGGCUGUUGCACUUAAGUACAAAGAGCCUUUUUGGUAAUCAGUUUUUUGUUUAUUUCCCUUAUCUGUGAGAUGAUGUGAGCGAGUUUUAUUUUAGCUUUAUGUUUGGAAAUGUCCCCGUAGAUAUUUUAAAGCGGUAUUUAGGCCACCACGGCACUGUCACUUUUUCCUUUUAAUGUUGAUUAGCACAUGGCAUUGCAGAACAUGUGGCAGAUCAUUCAGCAGUUUGGUUGUACAAAUGUAUUAUAUAGGAUCAGUCAAGUUUUGAAACACUUCUGCAUCCUGUGGAAUGAGAAAGUAUAUUCAAAUUUGUGGCUGGUACUGUGAAUUUGAUUAGAUCAUAUCAGUAAACCCAAGCCACUUUGGAAAUGUGGCCUGUGUUCAUGCCUCCUCCACUGUGAAUCAACCUUUGUUGCUUUCUGUUGUGGUGUAUUACAUGACUCAUGAUAGUAGCAUACAUUCUUUGAAGAUAUUGGCUACAAGAAUUGCCUUCAAAGUAACGUGGAUGCAUACAACUUGCUGCUUUAAUACGAGUGUGUGCAGAGACUGUUGCGAGGAAAACAAAUGUUUUUCUUUUCUUCAUGUGUCAACUAUGGCCCAACAUAAACACUAAAUUUGUUUCUGCAAGGAACAAAAAAGUCAGCCAGAUCAUCUCCAUGUCUUUAGUUUAAUCUGUCAUCUAGCCAUAAUGUGAACCCUUUUGACUGACUGUUGCUUAAAUGUUUUUGCAUGUAUUUUUUUUUUGUCGUCGUUGCCUUUUGCGGCACCAUUAUUGUUGUUAUUAUAAUGAUGUAUUGGCACCAGUGUUUGAUGUCCUCACGAAAGCAAAGCAGUUAACAUGCGCAAGUGCUCAAUUGUAUACAACUUUUAUAGGCAAUGAGGUAUGUAAUAUAACUUUAAUCAAGCUUUUUCACUCAAUGUGAACUUUUAAAUGUUUGUAUUUUCUUUAUAAAUGUGAAAUUAUAUAAGGAAGUAAUAUACUUAAUACUGUUGAAGCUCAAACCGGACAUUUUAGUGAUACUAAAUGCAAUCAUUUUGGGUUUUUUGGACUACGAAAUAAAAGACCUGGAAGCCAAAGAGUAAUUACAAUUCCUACUCUGCUGAAAGUGCCCCCACUUACCACGAUCCACAAUAAUGUUUUAAGAUGCUGCAUUCUCCCAUUGUGGGCUGGUGUACACAAGAGGAUGUGAAAAGGAUAAAAGUGUGUUUUUGUAGAGCUCUAACAUUCUUCAGGGCAAUAAGUUCUCAGCAACAUCUAACAUAUUUGAGUACUUUGGAGCGAGACGUCUCAGUUCAAUGCAGUAUGAAUCACUGGUUAUCAAGUUUGAAUGUAAUUUCCUGUCAUUUUAUGAUACAUUUUUUUUGUUUCAAUAAAGGCUUUUUGACAAUAA